Molecule: messenger RNA, 1879 nt
Organism: Cladocopium goreaui
Lineage: Eukaryota; Dinophyceae; Suessiales; Symbiodiniaceae
Source: the annotation of a GenBank genome assembly
ACUGGGGCGGCUUAGCCGUCGCAAUCGACUGGAAUGGUUGCCAUGGAACCAGUCAGGAAGAAGGCGAAGACAAGCAUUGACUUCUGCGUGGUGACAUUUGGAGAAGCGAUGAUUCGCUUCCAGCCCUUGGAGCACACCAAGCCGCAGCUGCCGCAGAAGUUCCUCCGCUCCGUCGGUGGAGAUGAACUGAAUGUGGCUGUUGCUUUGUCCUUGCUGGGUGUGAAAAGCAAGUGGGUUAGUGUUGUGCCCAAAGGUCCCUUGGGCCAAGCGGUGAUGAGUUGCAGUGAGAUAUCUCCUUUGCUUCACAUCAGUGGCUUGACCAACGUGGAGGGAGACCUGGGCAUCUUCACCGUGCUGCCCGAGUCCAAGUCCGUUCAUUACCAGAGGAGCUUCUCGGCCUUUGCCCGUUGUGCAGAUCAGCUGCGGUGGCCCGUGGAGUUGGGCGACGCUUCGACCGCUUCGUGGUUCCACGUCAGUGGCAUCACGCCUUUGUUGGGCGACCCGGCGAAGAAGAGUUGGUUGGCAGCGCUGCAACAAGCGCGGCAUCUGGGUUUACCCACUUCGUUGGACCUAAACUGGAGAAAACAGCUAGGUACCUUAUCGGAUCUUUGGAGCAUUGUGAUGCCUGUGUUGGACACUUUGGAACUGUUGAUUCUUUCGGUGGAUCAGCUGCAGGGACUGGCAGAGCUCCUGGGUACAGAUCUUUCGGCUGCUGACGAUGACGCAUUUUUCGCCGUGAUGUCACGCUUGCAGCAAAAAGUGAAGUGCAGACGUGUGGCCAUGUGCCGAAAGACUCGAGAUGAAGGUAUCCAGUGUCGCUGGAGUUUGAUGGUUGAAGCUGACAUUCAAUGCAAAUCUGCUCCCAUCUAUCACGUUCCAAAGGAUGAAUGUGGAGGUGGAAGCGCCUGGGCUGCUGGCAUCAUCAUCGCUCUCCAGGACGAGCCUCAACAAUCUCAACAACUCAUCAAAGCUUUGCGUCAUGCAGAUCUAGUCGCGGCGCUUUGCCAAAACACCGAGGGCGACUUUUCGCAUGUUACAGUGGCAGAUCUGCGUGCAGCAGAAGCUUCUAUUGCAGCUGGGACCGGAGAGUGGGGAGUUUGGGAGACCAAACCCCAUCACAGCCAACUGAGUCAACUGAGCCACGUGCCCAAAAGUCCAAAAAGUCUGCCAUCUACGAGCAUCGAGGUGACAUUGGAAAAGAUGAAGAAAGCUUCGCUGCUGGCGAUCUUUCGUGUGAAAGGUUCAGCUCAAGUGGCCAUUGACCGAGGCGUGGAAUUGGCUCAGAUGGGAGUGAAAGCUAUGGAGGUCACCAUCGACAGCCCAGAUUGGAAGGAAAUCUUGUCGGGUUUGCGUGAACGACUCGACAGUGAUGUGUUGCUUGGCAUUGGGACAGUGAUGGAUGACACGGUCUCUGAAGUUGCCGUGGCACAAUCUUUGGGUGCAUCCUUUGCAUUGUCUCCCAUCGAUCCCAUUGGUUUCAUCGACGUUUGCAAAAGUCUGGGGGUUUUGGCCGUUCCUUCAGCCUUCACCAGCAACGAAUGCUGGUCCAUGCAUCGCCGUGGCGCACGACUCAUCAAGCUCUUUCAUGCAGGUUUGACCUCGCCGAUGAUCCUGAAACACAUGUUGGAUAUCAAACCUCUGGGGGACCAUUUGAACAUCUUGCCUUCAGGUUCUGUAUCCCCAAAGAAUGCAUCUGGAUGGCUUAAAGCAGGUGCAGUAGUGGUGGGGAUGGGCAGCAACCUGGUGGGAAAAGACAUCUCCCUGAAACCCGGAACGCCGGAAUUUGAUGCUGCUGUUGAGGAUUGGAAGAACACAGGACGACCCACUGUAGAGAAGCUGAUCAAAGAGAUCAAAGAGAUCAAAGAGCCACGAUAAAAAA